This is a messenger RNA of Chara braunii, 995 nucleotides long. Lineage: Eukaryota; Viridiplantae; Streptophyta; Charophyceae; Charales; Characeae. The record is from the annotation of a GenBank genome assembly.
GCGGCGUCUUUCACCACCGAAGAUCUUGUUCUCGCCGCGGAGCGCUCUUGCCCACCACUGCGACACUAGUGCACGAGAAUCAUGUCUACGCGAGGCGUUGGCCGUGGCAAGAAGCGGGAGAACGUCCCUGCUGACACCCAGGGGCGGGCAGGGGGUCGGCGGCAUGUCCCCAAGCCGAAGAGGCUCUGUUUAGAAGAGCCAUCACCAAGCGCGCCUGUCCGGCGAGGGCGGUAUUGGGCGGCAUCGAACGAAGAUGAAGAUGACGACGUGUUCACGACAGAGGAGGAAGUAGCAGAUGACACCGUGGCGGCACCCCGGGGCAGCUGUCUUCAAGCAAAGAAUGAUCAGGCCGCGUCGAGGAUAUUGCUCACGCCCCCCCCGGAGGGGCAACAAGGUUGUCGGCAGAGCAACACGAAAGCUAAGGAGGUUGUUGUCGACGUCGGCGACGAGGACAAUGAGCCAUUGGAAAGCCGCAGGCAGCGAAAUGCAAUGCAAGGUGCCACGGCGACGAGAGUAAGGAUACGCGCCGCGCAUGAAGAAAGGCCACCUCAAGGCGCCAUGCCGUCCACGCCGUCACAACCGCGACCACGCAACACGGCUGCAGAUGGAGGGUCUACCGAGCGCGGGGGAGGCGAGGUGGCCCAGCAAGAAGCGCGCGUGGCGAGCGCUGGUGCAGGCGAGGGGUCCUCGGGCAAUGUCGCUGUCGUGGCGGGGGCGAGAGAGGAGGUUCCUGUUGUGGAGCGGGAGGUUGCGCGUGGCGAGAAUAAGGGCGAAAGAGAGGACGACGACCGCCUUUUAAGCCGGGAGCGGAGGGGAGGGUUGGCGAGAGAUCUUGCCGACCGUGCCCGCCUGUGGGUCGACGACAAAGCGUUCUGGACAACAAGGGAGGGGCGCCGGCUCUACGACAUCGUCCACUGAAUGCGGGAGCACUUCGAGGCCAUCGACAGCGGGGUGCAAGCGCCCAUCGUGUCCAGGAGCGUCGUCAUGCCGAAAUC